Molecule: messenger RNA, 655 nt
Organism: Myotis lucifugus (little brown bat)
Lineage: Eukaryota; Metazoa; Chordata; Mammalia; Chiroptera; Vespertilionidae
Gene: CUNH3orf62
Product: chromosome unknown C3orf62 homolog
Exons: 2
Source: RefSeq, a predicted model, not a curated record
ACACUAAUAAUAUUUUUCUUGAAAGAGGCUCUAAUUCCCCACCUUUUCUUUUUGCCCCGGAGCUGCAGGAAAGAUCUGGAGAAAGAGUUGAAGGUUGACUCAAAUUUGCCUCUCGGCAGUUCUAGCCAAGAGGUCACGAAGGACCUGCUGGACAUCAUCGACAACACCAGCAUCCGGACCAUUGAGGAGCUGGCCGGGAAACUGGAGUUUGAAAAUGAGCUGAACCGCGUGUGUGAGUCCUGCGGCGACUCCCCCUUCACGGAGGAGGCCUGGGCGCUGCUCAUGGACGAGAGCCCGCAGAAGGCGGUGGAGGCCGACCCCGGCAGCCUCCGGCGGGCCUUCGACGACCACAGCGUGGUCCAGACGGUCCUGGACCUGGAGGAGGACUACCACCUGAUGGGCUCUUUCAAAUACCACAUGGAGUGAGGGCGCCCGCCCGGUGCCUCCCGGGAGUCACGUUUCUCAGAGGGUUGGCCGAAUCUGCCGCCCCCUCCCCCCCUUAACUUCCAGUUGUUCCCUUUCGGAGCUGGGAGCCCAGCUGUUUUCAUUUGCUUUGUUUUGUUUUCCUGUUGCUUUGAAAUAGUUCUGACUGUUCCUUGUUUUCACUUGCACCUGUUUCUUUGGUUGAUGGUCAAUAUACCUGGUGCUCAAGGCA